Messenger RNA from Caenorhabditis briggsae, 1308 nucleotides. The record is from RefSeq and is a predicted model, not a curated record. NCBI's taxonomy places the organism in Eukaryota, Metazoa, Nematoda, Chromadorea, Rhabditida, Rhabditidae. Gene Ontology annotation, biological process: regulation of DNA-templated transcription. The coding region runs from base 1 to 1308 and encodes 435 amino acids. Gene Ontology annotation, molecular function: zinc ion binding; DNA-binding transcription factor activity; sequence-specific DNA binding. The transcript is spliced from 7 exons.
AUGACCGGCACUCCUCACAAUUACCCUCCAAUUUUUCCUCAAUCUUCUCCGACCAUUUGCAAAAUCUGCAGUUAUCCAGCCCAUGGAAAACAUUUCGGCGUUAUGACGUGCCGCGCAUGUGCAGUAUUUUUUCGCCGAGUUGUCAAACUGAAUUUGGUCUACCAAUGUCUUAAAAAUAAGACAAAAUGCAGUCUAAACAUGAUUCGAAGGAAUUCAUGCCGUUAUUGUCGAUUUCAGAAGUGCCUGAAAAUGGGAAUGACUUUGGAUGCAGUUGAUAAAAAUGUGGAUGACAAAGAGUUGGAUGAAAUGGAGAAUGAUGAAUUAGAGCCAAAAAAGAGUUCAUUCAAACUCAGCGAUGAUCAGUUGAGAACUGAGUAUCAAUUCUACCAACGUUCAAUCCUGUCCCCUGAGAAUUCCAGUUCUAUCCAUAUGGAAAUUUACAAAAUAUUCAAAUUCGAACUUCCGAAAAUGGAAGCACAUCGCUUGGCUGGUCUCGGACCAAUCGCCAAAUUCAAAGAAGGCCUUCGGUUGAUUCGAUCGUCUCAAAAAACCAAUAAUCUCAAAAUCGAUAAUCGAUUUUCUAGAUCGAAAUUGAUUUUUCACUGGAAAAGACAAGCAAGGACAAUGGCUUAUUUGCUUAUUCACUCUUUUGAAUUUCGAUAUUUAGAGCUGGAUCAGCAGAUGAAAAGGUUCAGAAUUUGCUGGAAAAGUGUGUAUCGACUAGAACGGAUUCUGGCAACAGUUGAGAUUUUCGGAAAGUCGUGUAUUACGGAAAAGUUUGUUGUGCUCUCAAACGAGAUUGGAAUUCGAAUAAAUGAUUUGGAUAUUGAAGGAGUUGGAGGGAAUUCGAGAGCUAUUCGAAACUUUCAAAAAUAUGCUCAAAGACUCCUCAGAGAUGUGGCUGGACCGUUGAUCGAAUUGAAGUUGUCCAUGGAGGAGCAAUCGUUUUUAAUGAUGAAUUUUCUUUUGUUUCUUGGCAAGGUACAACUCUCCCGCAUACGGUUCCCACACAUUUCUGAAACAUAUAAAAGAGAGACUCGCGGCGAACAGAAUGGUUGUUUCAGUUUGUUCCUCCUUUGGGAUCUUUUCAUUUUUCUUUUGUAUACUUUUCCCUCUCAAGACGUUCCCGACGAAGACUCAAUUGAAAACCAAGAGGAAUUUCUGGAAAUCUUGACAGAUGAUCUACACGAGUAUUAUAUGGAGCAUGGAAUUACAAAUUAUGCUCUGAGGAUUUUGAAAAUUACAAAAAUCGUCUGGGCCAUGAAACGAGUACAUGAGGAUAAUAUGUGCGGAGAAUUCACAAAAUAA